Messenger RNA from Orbilia oligospora ATCC 24927, 507 nucleotides. RefSeq lists its product as uncharacterized. Bases 1 to 507 code for a protein of 168 amino acids. Lineage: Eukaryota; Fungi; Ascomycota; Orbiliomycetes; Orbiliales; Orbiliaceae. The record is from RefSeq and is a predicted model, not a curated record. The transcript has a single exon.
AUGAACAUCGAUCCUACCAACAAUAGAGAAGGAAACUCCACCAACCCCCAACCAGAAAACUCCCCUCCUCCUAAAACCCUCGAAGAAUUACAAAUGCAAUUGGAAUUCUUGCAAAAGAAAUACAACCAAGACAUCGAGGAAACCACCACCAAAAUCUCCAUCAUGGAUUCAAAAAAAGCGAAGAUAGAAAAAGAGCAUAACGAGCUCCAAAAACGAUUUAACAGCAUAAAACCACUACGAAUUAACGACCCAACUAAGUUCAACGGAACGCCUAAAAAACUUGAUCACUUUCUCCAGCAACUCGACACCCAUUUCCAACUCCAAACCGGACGAUUCCCUAAUAAUAAAACCAAAAUCUUCUUCGCAGGAAUAUACCUCAAAGGUACUAUCCUACAAACUUACAUCACCUACCAACAACAUUAUUCCAAACCCAUUAAGGAACAAAAAGAGCAUGUUGUCAAAGUUAUAACCAACUACAAUACCUUCACCAAAUUCCUCAAACAGUAG